Messenger RNA from Marchantia polymorpha subsp. ruderalis, 1417 nucleotides. NCBI's taxonomy places the organism in Eukaryota, Viridiplantae, Streptophyta, Marchantiopsida, Marchantiales, Marchantiaceae. The record is from the annotation of a GenBank genome assembly.
AAGAGCUCAACGUGGAUUGAGUGACGAUCGCAAAUCCUCCGGAUCUGUCGCCGGCAUGGGAAAAGUCUUCGAUCCUUCGCUGAAGUUGCUCGCGUCUCUUUUGACAGUCGGAGCGAAUUCACCACAGAAAGGAGGCAGCGAGGAGGUGGAGUAACAGCAGGACUGGGAAAUUCUAUCGGUCCACGAACAUUUUCACUCGUAGCCAAACCAACGCUUCACGUCGCGGGUCUUAUCUUGGCAGCGAGGAAUAUAAAGACGUCAAUUGUCAACAGAUGUAGCUGCACCGCUCUCCUCCGAAGUCGUGUGUAGAGCAGAUACCGCCUGCUGUUGCCUGAGAAGAACGAUCAGUCAUGGACUCGAAGAUCGUGUUCGCGGGGCUCUUCCUCGUGGUGUUAGCCGUCGGAGUAGGGGCAUCUGACCCCGAGCUCACCACCGACUUCUCGGCCCCCGCCGGCAUCGAUGGCAACUAUUUCAAGUCAACAUUGCUGAAGGGCGUUCCCGUGGCAUCGCCGAAUUUCGCCACCGUGACCGGAGCAAACCAGAACAACUUCCCCGCUCUCACAGGAUUGGGCGUCUCGUCUGCACUGCUGCAAUUCCCCCCCGGAGCUCUGAACCCUCCUCACACUCAUCCCCGUGGUACCGAACUGUUCUACUGCAUGCAAGGAUGCGUCGAUGUGGGUAUCGUCGACACCACCAACAAGCUCUUCACCACCAGCGUUUGCGAAGGUGAAUCCGUCGUGUUUCCCAAGGGUUUGGUUCACUUCCAGAUCAACAGAGGCAAGACUCUGGCCAAGGGACUGGUGGGAUUCAGCAGCUCCAACCCAGGUACCAACAGACUUCCCAACGUUCUCUUCAAGUCCGGAAUCGCCGAUGACGUGCUGAUGAAAGCUUUCGGUGUCGGCAAGAUGACCAUCGAGCAGCUGAAGAAUGCCAAGGUCAACUAAAUGUGCUCAGAGAAAGUAGUUCCUGUUGUUUAGCAUAGUCGAUCUCCAUGGAAGACUCGCCCCAAUCACUUUCCACCGAUGUCUGUCGGGAGAGCAAACGAUGAUGCGAGUUUUCAAAUCAUGUAAUUUUUCUGUCACGAGUUUCUGUCUACGUAAAUUUGUGACAAUGAUAAUGGCAGGUCCAGACUUGACCUGCUUCCUUCCAAUAUGUAUAACCUGCUACAUUUGCCCCUCGCAGUUCCGAAAGCUUCUGGCUCUGCCACUCUGACCUUCUCUGGGCCUGCAUGCAAGUGAUCUCAUCAUCAAAGUAAUGUCUCACACUCAAUCUCCCGGGUUUACACUCAUCCCGUUUCUUACACAUGAAGAUGAAGAAAUGUAAGUGUGACCUCAUACCAAUGUGAGAGAGGAUGACAAGAAAGAAUAUCAAUUUCUAAGAUAACUUGCUGUAAACAUAGUUGAAAUCCAGCGCUGGC